AUGAUGAAGUUAGCAGGUAUUGAUGAUAAAUUGCAGAAGUUUUUGGUUUCAAAUAAAGAUGAAGUUGAUGCUAGAAGACAAACUCGUGAAGCCUUUAAGGAUAUUCAGCUUAAUAUUGAUCAUAUAUUGUUUAAGACUCCAUGUGAUGGAUUAGAAACGAAGGAGUCUUAUGAGGUGAACUCAAGAGGAAUAGAGAUCUUUGGGAAAAGUUGGAUUCCUAAAGAAUCUAAGCCAAAAGCAGCAGUUUUUUUCUGUCAUGGAUAUGGAGACACUUGCACUUUUUUCUUUGAAGGAAUAGCUCGAAAACUAGCAUCAUCUGGAUAUGGAGUUUUCGCAAUGGAUUAUCCCGGAUUCGGUCUUUCAGAAGGUCUUCAUGGAUAUAUUCCAAGUUUCGAUAAGCUUGUUGAUGAUGUCAUUGAGCAGUACUCCAAAAUCAAAGAAAAUCCGGAGUUCAAAUCUCUUCCAAGUUUUCUUUUUGGACAAUCAAUGGGUGGAGCUGUUGCAUUAAAGAUACAUCUUAAACAACCAAAAGCAUGGAAUGGUGCAAUUCUUUGUGCACCAAUGUGUAAAAUUUCAGAGAACAUGGUUCCACCAAAAUUGGUUGUUCAUAUGCUUACCGCUAUGUCAAAUGUUUUCCCGAAGAAGAAGUUAGUUCCGAUGAAAGAUUUAGGAGACGCGGCAUUCAGAGAACCAAAGAAAAGGGAACAGACGGCAUAUAACGUGAUUAGUUAUAAGGAUAAACCGCGCUUGCGCACUGCAGUAGAACUUCUUAAAAUUACCGAAGAAAUCGAACAAAAGUUGGAAGAAGUGACUCUACCAUUAUUGAUCCUUCAUGGAGAAGCUGAUACUGUGACUGAUCCAUCAGUGAGCAAAGCAUUGUAUGAAAAAGCAACUUCUUCUGACAAGAAACUUGAGCUUUACAAAGAUGCUUACCAUGCUCUAAUUGAGGGUGAACCUGAUGACACAAUAGUUCAAGUUCUUAAUGACAUCAUUUCUUGGCUUGAUGAGCACAGCUUGAAACAAAAUAUUCAAUCUUCCUCUUAA
Molecule: messenger RNA, 1044 nt
Organism: Lathyrus sativus (Indian pea)
Lineage: Eukaryota; Viridiplantae; Streptophyta; Magnoliopsida; Fabales; Fabaceae
Source: the annotation of a GenBank genome assembly